Molecule: messenger RNA, 1360 nt
Organism: Mya arenaria
Lineage: Eukaryota; Metazoa; Mollusca; Bivalvia; Myida; Myidae
Exons: 2
Coding region: 63-845 (260 amino acids)
Source: RefSeq, a predicted model, not a curated record
AUGGUAACUUGGUAAUAAGUAACCAACACAGCUAACCAUUUUACAUCACGCUUUUAACGAAGAUGGUCGGUGUCUUAUCCGCGGCGGUGGCCCUCGUGUUCCUGUGGGGAUCAGUGGUGGGCGGGGCGAAGGACAACACAUUGGAAAGCCGGUUUGAGUACGAGUACAAAGUACUGCAGAAGCUGAUCGUGCUGGAGAUUGAAAAAACGGAGCUGCGUGGCAUGGUCACAGCCCUCGAAACUAGACUAGAAGAGGCAGAAACAGUGAUGCGUGCUCUGAAUGCGACGGUUCGAGACGUUGCAAUCGGAAGUACGUAUAUCAGAUGGGGGAGGAAGACUUGUCCAACAGAAACUGGAGCUCAGCCGCUCUAUGACGGAUUCGUUGGUGGCACAUGGUACGCUCAUUCCGGAGGAGGCAACACUUAUCUAUGUUUGCCACGGGAUCCUGUGUUGGAAGAUAUUCACGGGGGUGAGAGGAGCUACAUCUACGGAGCUGAAUAUCAAACGUCUGGAACGAUUUGGAGCGAAAUGCAUGACAACGACGUACCCUGUGUUGUAUGCAUCACACCAAACACCAACGUCGUCAUGGUUCCUGCCAGGAACAUUUGUCAUCCGGGAUGGACAUUAGAAUACGCGGGUUAUUUGAUGGCGGAGAAGCAUGAUCACAAUGCUAAGAACUAUGUAUGUAUGGAUGAUAAACCCGAAGAUAUAGACGGAAGUCGCGGCGAUCAGAACGGGGCGCUGUUCUACUUUGUUGAGGCUUCGUGCGGAUCCCUCCCCUGCGAUCCGUACAAAAAUGGAUUUGAGCUGACUUGUGCCGUCUGCAGCUUACCGCUUGUAAACUAAUUUGUAAGAUUACAUUGCACACCCCUGCAGGUGUAAAAUCUCAUUGAGAUGUUAAUUACGUUGUCUAUUCAACUUUGUUUUUGUCUGUUUGAAAUAUUUUGUCAAAUAUUGAAACUAAUAUAAUACAUUCUGUACGAAUUUUUUAUAUAUAACAUAUACAUAAACUUCAAGUGUGUUCCAUCUUGAAAAGGGUUGAAAGAACGUCCAGAAUAAGUUUGUAUUUAUAUGAAUGUAACUAGACUGAAAAGCAAAUUAGGCGUAUCUUUUUUGAUGGCAUAACAAAAUGUCAUAUUAAUACGUGAUUAGCAGACCACGGACUUUAUGAUGGAAAGGUCCUAUCAAGCCCUGGAAGUAGACUGAAACUUUAAACAGACGUCAUUUUCUUUUUAAUGAAUGUUUUCAAAUACACUGACAUAAACAAUACUAAUUCAACGGAAGUGCAUGUACUUAUAUUCUUGAUCAACUGUAUUUAUUUGUAUAUGUAUUUUCAUCAAAUAAACCUUUCUUAACUUUAA